AUGUACUUUUCCACCCUCGUUGCCACAAUGGCCUUGGCAGCUAGCACAGCGCUCGCAGGCACAUCGUACGUGCACAACAAGUGUGGCUAUGACGUCUAUGUCACUUCCGUCGGUGCAACCCCGGGUCCAACGACGAAACUCGAGAACGCGACGUACUGGAGCGAGCAGCAGUAUCUCGAAGACGUCGGGACCGCCAUCAAGAUCACGACCGAGGCCAAUGGACUGUACGAGGCCAAGCCCGUGCUGCACUUUUCCUACACGUAUAACGAGGGCGUCAGCAUUUACUACGACCUCAGCACGAUUCAUGGAUACGACUUUGCGGGCAAGAAACUCCGUCUGCAUGGGCCGGAUGAUCAAAAGGUCGAGGAGAUUGUGUGGGACGGAGAGCCCAAGCCCAAUCAUACUGCGGUUUACUUUGGCGAUACUAGCUUGUACCUUGAGCUUUGCGACUAG
Plenodomus lingam JN3 is the source of this 453-nucleotide messenger RNA. RefSeq lists its product as uncharacterized. The record is from RefSeq and is a predicted model, not a curated record. NCBI's taxonomy places the organism in Eukaryota, Fungi, Ascomycota, Dothideomycetes, Pleosporales, Leptosphaeriaceae.